AUGGAAGCUGGGGCAGGAGAAGGCGAAGGAACAAACUGUGUCUCAGGGGUGACAGCAGCGGGGGGAGGCGGUGGAGACGCAGAAGUAGUUGAAGAAGGUAGAGUCAGGGGAGGCGGGUUGUCCACAAACGACGAGAUGGGAGGACGAAGAAAAGGAGAUGGAAGCGGGAUAGGUGAAGGUGGACCAGACGACUUACAGCCAUCAUCGGAGUCACUGCUGGCGGGAGAGUUAGGGAUGGGUGGAGCCGGAUCCCGUGGCUGCCGGAAGGAAAGUGGCAGAGAAAUGCGGGAUCGGGGCAGAAGGGGGGUUGGCAAGGCAGCAGGUUGGGGAAUUACUGGGGACGGAGGGGAAGCAGUGGAUGGUGGUGAAGCAGCAGUCGGAGCAGGCAAGAUGGCAGAGAUCCCAAACGCGGAACCCAUUGCCAUCGUCCAGAUAAGAGAGAAAAACAGCUGCGUGCGCUCUUGGGUCAAGCUUCUUCUGAGUUGCAUCCGGAACCUUGUGCCAGACCAAGCAGCCAAAAGGGUGAAGAGACGUGAAAUCGACAGGGGGAAGACCCAAAAUGGAAUUAGGGGAGUGAAAGCCCGAGGGUGUAUUGCAGGGAACUGA
Messenger RNA from Puccinia graminis f. sp. tritici CRL 75-36-700-3, 606 nucleotides. RefSeq lists its product as uncharacterized. The transcript is spliced from 2 exons. Lineage: Eukaryota; Fungi; Basidiomycota; Pucciniomycetes; Pucciniales; Pucciniaceae. The record is from RefSeq and is a predicted model, not a curated record. Bases 1 to 606 code for a protein of 201 amino acids.